UCUUGUACUGUUAUUCCACCAAUAAAAGUAGUUAAAUGACUGUGCUAGCUUUCUGUAUCUACAAGUAAAGCCAAGAAUAUGUCAGCAAACCUUGUCUUCAUGUGUAAGAAUUUGGUUACUUUGUCUGGAAAUAUACACUUGUGAUGGCCAAGGUCUGAAAUUUUUAUGAACCAGUCGUAAUCAACUAUGCCUGCAACAAACACAAUGGUGACUCCUAGCUCCCUCGAGCUUAUGCUGAAACAACUCCAGCAAAUGGAGGAUCAGCCAGCGGAUGAGCCUCCUGCUUUACCAACUCGUCCAGUGAUCAGGGCUCGGCUGCCUCGGUCAAGAAGGCAACUGUCACUUAGCUCCCAGCAAAGUGAUCUAGAUAUCACUUUAAGUUGUGAAGAGAGGAUGAUUGGGAGGAGAAGAGCAAUGAGCGGUGAUUCUUUUGAGUCUGCAGAAAGGGCUGAUGUGGGAGCACCAGCAUCUGUAGUUGAGUCUGCGAAUGGCUCACUUGCGGGAUGUGGCCACAGAAACCAUGAAAAUGGUAAUGCAGAUAAGGUUGGUAACUUUGACGAGGCAAAGGAAAUAGCACUGCAGUGGAUGCUGGGGAAACACCUGCAUGGUCGUCAAACCUGCUGCCAGUAUGAUGAGCUUAAAAUAGGAGUAAUUACACUGCAAUCAUGCAAGUUUGUUCGUGGUGAAAAUGCAAGAAUAUGUUUCAUUAAAAAAAUGAAAGCCAUUCGAGCCAUACAGAAAUGUGUAAAAAGUCAGCUCAGAAGUACCAUGUUAGACGAAAAGGAUCAGGCAGCAAUAUUCUUGCAAGCAAGCAUCCGUGGUUGGUUGGCAUGGAGGCACUACAAUUCCAUAGACAAAAGAGAAAGACAGUUCAAUGAGGAAGCAAGGAAUGUGAAAAACCUAGAAAAUAAGGAUCAAAUUAUGGUUCCAUACUCGGUUUUAGUUGAUCUACAAAGACGAGUUCUGAAAACAGAGGCCUUAUUAGACAAGAAGAAAGAGGAAAAUGCCACUUUAAAGCUACAAAUAAAGCAACUCGAGAGAAAAAGGCAGCAAUAUGAGACAAAAAUGAAAUUGAUGGAGAAGACAUGGCAAGAUCAGUUAACAUCUAUGCAAAUGAGUCUAGCAGCUAAAAAGAGCUCUUCUAAACAUGCUGUGGGCAAACUCGGCCUACUUUUGGCUUUACCUGAAAUUCAGGACGAAGAUGCACCUGAUCCAUCACCUACAUCUAGGUUUCAAUUAAAUGGCAGAUCAAAUUCUGAUCAGCUCAUUGAUCAUGAGAAAGGGAUUUUGGAUGAAGAUACUGGCAUCUUUAUUCACAUUGAACCUGGAAGGAUGGCUUCUAGCACCAAUCCAGAAGAGGAGCUCGAGAGACUGAAGUUCAAGUUUAAAACUUGGAAGAAAGACUUCAAGAAUAAGUUGAUGGUAGCAAAAACCACAAUCAAGAAGCUUGGCAACUCUGAAACAGGGAAAAAUAGUCAUAAGAAAUGGUGGGGAAGAUAAACAAAAGGGGACAAUGGAGUGGCGUCUGCAUGCUUUUAUUGAAAAAAAAUAAAAGAUUCUGUUGGAAAAAGAUCAGGAUUUUAUUACUUGAUCUUUAUCUACUUAGCCCUAUAUCCUUCCAAGAGCAACCAUUGAGAUCAUUCAUUCCGGCAGUUCUCUUGCUUAAUUGUAGAUUUCCAUGUCAACAUAUUCUUCUAGUGUCCUUACAUAUACAUUAAAAGAUCCUCUCUCAGAGCAUAGUAUUUCUCUGGAACUUAA
Coffea eugenioides is the source of this 1758-nucleotide messenger RNA. Its product is annotated as myosin-2-like. Lineage: Eukaryota; Viridiplantae; Streptophyta; Magnoliopsida; Gentianales; Rubiaceae. The record is from RefSeq and is a predicted model, not a curated record. Bases 187 to 1500 code for a protein of 437 amino acids. The transcript is spliced from 6 exons. Gene Ontology annotation, molecular function: protein binding.